Messenger RNA from Uloborus diversus, 1870 nucleotides. RefSeq lists its product as uncharacterized. The record is from RefSeq and is a predicted model, not a curated record. The annotation marks the transcript as partial. Lineage: Eukaryota; Metazoa; Arthropoda; Arachnida; Araneae; Uloboridae. The transcript has 5 exons.
AUGGCGUUAGAGGGAAUAGAUGGAGGUGAAGAUGGUGUAGAAACUGGAGGUGCUGGUGCAUACAUCAAAUCUUCGCAUUCCAGAGUCCGCCGUGACUGGAGUGGUCCUGGUGGUGGAGGACCUGGUGGUGCUGGUGCAUACAUCAAAUCUUCACAGUCCAGAGUCCGCCGUGACUGGAAUGGUCCUGGUGGUGGAGGACCUGGAGGUUAUGCUUGCGGCUAUGGUGGUGCUGGUUGUGGAGGCCCUGGUGGUGCUGGAGGUCCUGGUGGCGUUGGUGGUUAUGCUUGCGGCUAUGGUGCUGCUGGUUGUGCUGCCGGCUAUGGUGCUGAUGGAACUUUAUAUCCUUCUGGAAAACCAACUGGUGCUUCCAGCAUCGCUCCCCUUGGACAUCCCCGCUCUUAUGUUCCACUUACUCCAAUCUGUUUGUUUUCCAGUUUGCUGCCAUCAGAGGGAAUCGACGCAGGUGGAGAAGUUGGAGGCGAUCUCACAUCUUCACAAUUGAGGGUCCGACGUCACUAUGUUGGUCCUGGAAGUUACGGGGGCAAUGGUGACUAUGGCGCAGGAGGUUAUGGAGGCCAUGGAGCUGGCGAGACAUUCAAAAAGUUGAGCAGCUUAACUUACUGCACUGUCAUACGACUCAUCCUGUGUUUCACCCAAGCUUCUUCCGCCUGUUUUAGAGUCGCGCCAAAUAUCGCUCAGCUAGUUUAUCCAACGUUCCCACCGAUGGUAGCAUCAAGAGGACUAGAUGCAGAUGAAGGCGGCGGAAAAACUGGCGGUACUGCUCUAUUACACCUCACAUCUUCACACCCCAGAAUCCGUCGUGACUAUGGAGGUGCUGGCGAUUAUAAAAACUAUGGCGGCUAUGCUGGUGGUACUGUUUCAUACCUCACAUCUCCUAACUCCAGAGCCCGUCGUGACUAUGGAGGCGCUGGCGAUUAUAGAGACUAUGGCGGCUAUGCUGGUGGAGAUGAUGCAGCCCUCACACCUCCAAACUCCAGAGUCCGUCGUGACUAUGGAGGUAGAGGCGCUGGCAAUUUUAGAGACUAUGGCGGCUAUGCUAAUUCCGAUGGGGCAUACCUUGCACCUCCAAACUCCAGAGUCCGUCGUAACUAUGGCAGUAGAGACGCUGGCGAUUAUAGAGACUAUGGCGGCUAUGCUAUUGACGAUGGUGCAUACCUCGCACCUCUAAACUCCGGAAUCCGUCGUGACUAUGGCGGUGGACACGCUGGCGAUUAUAGGGACUAUGGUAACUAUGCUGGUGGCGAUGGUGCAUACUUUGCAUCUUCAAACUCUAGAGUUCGUCGUGCCUAUGGCGGUGGAGACGCUGGCGAUUAUAGAGACUAUGGCGGCUAUGAUGGUGGUGAUGGUGCAUACCUCUCAUCAUCAAACUCCAGAGUCCGUCGUAACUAUGGCGAUGCUGGCGAUUAUGGAGACUAUGGCGGCUAUGCUAUUGACGAUAGUGCAUACCUCGCCCCUCCAAACCUUAGAGUUCGUCGUGACUAUGGCGGUGAACAAGCUGGUGAUUAUAGGGACUAUGGUAACUAUGCUGAUGCAUACCUUGCAUCUUCAAACUCCAGAGUUCGUCGUGACUAUGGCGGUGGACACGCUGGCGAUUAUAGAGACUAUGGUAACUAUGCUGGAGGCGAUGGUGCAUACCUUGCAUCUUCAAACUCCAGAGUCCGUCGUAACUAUGGCGAUGCUGGCGAUUAUGGAGCUGCUGGUGGUGAAAGUGCUGGUGCAUCUUCGCACUCCAGGGUCCGCCGUGACUGGAAUGAUCCUGGUGGUUACGGCGCUUGCGGCUAUGGUGCUGCUUAUUGCGGAAGCCCUGGUGGUGCCGGCGGUUAUGGUGAAUACGCUGGUGGUGCUGCAG